Messenger RNA from Talaromyces proteolyticus, 831 nucleotides. RefSeq lists its product as uncharacterized. Gene Ontology annotation, molecular function: calcium ion binding. The record is from RefSeq and is a predicted model, not a curated record. The coding region runs from base 1 to 831 and encodes 276 amino acids. The transcript is spliced from 5 exons. Lineage: Eukaryota; Fungi; Ascomycota; Eurotiomycetes; Eurotiales; Trichocomaceae.
AUGGCUUAUAGCCAAAAGUUCAACCCUGAUGCACUACCUGCGCAUAUCGAGCCUGACAAGGCUGCUGAAUUACUAGCCAACGCUCAAGGUCAACAAAGACCUCCCCCUCCACCGAAAGGUGGUCUAGGUCCUGCUCCAGGGGCUGCAUCGCGUUUUCACUCACCCCCGCCCCAAAACUACGGACAUGGUCCUCGACCGAACAUAAAUAGUAUGAACCGUGCGCCUCAACACCCUCUUCCUCCAUCGUCGCCAGCAAAUGUCCUCCCUCCGUCGGGGCCUACUUCAGAUGACCCACAGCAACUCCUACCACUCUUUCGCGCUGCCAAUGUUUCCCGAUCUGGAGCUCUCUCAGAAUCCGAGCUUGGGUCUGCGCUGGUGAACGGAGACUAUACUGCCUUUGACCCGAACACGGUGAAAACAAUGGUGCGGAUGUUUGAUAGGAACGGGGACGGAGUCAUCCGAUUCGAAGAGUUUGUUUCUUUAUGGAAGUUCCUGGCUGCAUGGCGAGAGCUCUUUGAUCGGUUUGACGAAGACCGAAGCGGACGCAUCAGCUUGGAAGAGUUUGAAAAGGCUCUUACAGCUUUUGGGUAUCGGCUCAGCCGCACGUUUGUGCGGGUGAUGUUCUCGACGUACGAAAGCAAAGGACGGCGACGGGCGGUGGUGGCUCCGUAUUCGGGCAGUGGCGGCAUGGGCUUUGAUCUGUUUGUGCAGGCAUGUAUCAGUUUGAAGCGAAUGACGGACGUGUUUAAGCGGUACGACGAUGACCGCGACGGGUAUAUAACAGUCAGCUUUGAGGAGUUUUUGACGGAGUUUUUGCAAUUACAAGAAUAG